CGCUCCGCCUGCCGCCUGGAGAUUCCCGUGGGGAGCCGAGCCGUGCUGUGCCGUGCUGUGCUGUGGACCAUGAGUGCGUGAGAGCGAUACCGCAGCGUCUGGGAACGGGAGCGCCUGCGGCCGCUUCCAGGGAAAGAUGCCACAGACACCUCCCUUUGCAGCUAUGUUUGACAGCAGUGGCUACAACAGGAACCUGUAUCAGUCAAAAGAGGACAACUGUGGAGGGCUCUGUUAUCAUGACAACAAUCUCCUGUCCGGGUCUCUGGAAGCUCUGAUCCAGCACUUAGUACCCAAUGUCGAUUACUAUCCUGAUAGGACGUACAUCUUCACCUUCCUUCUCAGUUCACGUCUGUUCAUGCAUCCAUAUGAGCUCAUGGCCAAAGUCUGCCACCUGUGCAUUGAGCAGCAGAGACUAAGUGAGCCUGGCCUGGACAAGAACUGGAUGCAAAAAAUCGCACCAAAAAUCCUACAGUUAUUGACUGAAUGGACGGAGACUUUUCCUUACGAUUUCCGAGAUGAAAGAAUGAUGAGGAACUUAAAGGAGUUGGCACAAAGAAUAGCCAGUGGGGAUGAGAUGUAUCGGAAGAAUGUACAGCAGCUCCUCCAGAACCUGAUCCGGAAGCUUGCUGCUGUCAGCCAGUAUGAGGAAGUGCUUGCAAAAAUUGAUGCCACAUCCACAGAUCGCCUCACGGUUCUGAAGACCAAGCCCCAGUCCAUCCAGAGGGACAUAAUCACAGUCUGCAAUGAUCCCUACGUGUUAGCUCAGCAGCUGACACACAUAGAGCUUGAGAGACUCAAUUAUAUUGGACCAGAAGAAUUUAUCCAGGCGUUUGUGCAGAAGGAUCCUUUGAAUAAUGACAAGAGCUGCUAUGGAGAUCAAAAGAAGACUCGGAAUCUCGAAGCCUAUGUGGAAUGGUUUAACAGGCUCAGUUACUUGGUUGCAACAGAAAUCUGUAUGCAUGUGAAGAAGAAGCACAGAGCAAGAGUGAUAGAAUAUUUCAUCGAUGUGGCACGGGAAUGUUUUAACAUCGGCAACUUUAACUCCUUAAUGGCUAUUAUUUCUGGGAUGAACAUGAGUCCUGUGUCUCGAUUAAAGAAAACCUGGGCUAAAGUGAAGACUGCCAAAUUUGAUAUUCUUGAGCAUCAGAUGGACCCUUCCAGCAAUUUUUAUAAUUACCGAACUGCUCUGCGUGGAGCCACUCAAAGAUCCCUGACAGCUCAUAGCAACAGAGAGAAGAUCGUGAUACCUUUCUUCAGCCUCUUGAUCAAAGAUAUUUACUUCCUCAAUGAGGGUUGUGCCAAUCGUCUUCCAAAUGGUCAUGUCAACUUUGAAAAAUUUUGGGAAUUGGCAAAACAAGUCAGUGAAUUUAUGACAUGGAAGCAAGUGGAGUGUCCUUUUGAAAGGGAUUGGAAGAUUCUGCAGUAUUUGCUUACUGUCCCAGUCUUCAGUGAUGAUGCACUUUACUUGGCUUCCUAUGAAAGCGAAAGUCCCGAGAAUCACAUUGAAAAGGACAGAUGGAAGACGCUGAGGUCAGCGCUUCUGGGCAGAGUCUAGUGCACAAAAUGUCUGGUGUUGCUACAUUAUGUGGAUUACCAAGGGGCAUGGCUUGGUUUAUUCUUCUGUACACUGAGUGGCUUUCAAAGUGAUGAACAAUGUGCAGUCAGUUGCGAUAUUGUGUCAGCAACGGUGAAAGAAGUUUACUCAAGAACAAACAGGCAGCUUCUCACAUCUGACAGAUGAGAUAAAAUCACAGCCCCCUCAGCUGUGAUUCAGGCUUAAGUAUUGAUUGAGAACAGUGCUGACAGAACCCUUUGAAGAUCUCAGAUGCCGCCUAUGAAUCAUUUCACACCUGGAUGAAAUAUUCUUCCUUUUUUGCUGCAGCUUGAUGCUAUGAGGACUGCAGAGUUUGCAGCAGAUUGCAAAGGGGAAAUAGUCACCAUUCCUUUCAGUGAAACCCAAGCCUGCAUUGAAGAGCUCCCAUUGCUAAUAAGCUGAUUAUAGCCCAGAAGUUUGCCUGAUUGGGAUUGCUGAGAAGGGAAAGGACUGGACACAACAAAUUGGCUGCUGAGGAGAGUUUCUCUCCACCACUAUAAUAGUGGCUGUGGUUUUUUUCUUUUUCCAAUAUGUUUUUGAGUUGGCUGCUGGUAGGCAAACUCAUUAUUAUUGUAAGUUAUUUAAAAAAUAUAUAGUAAUAAAAAUCAAGGCUGUGGUAGAAAAUAUGCCUGCUAUAAAAAUAUAGGACCUGUGUAGCUCUACAACUUCUAGGGAGGUUUUUACUUUUGUUCACUUCUUUACAACUAACCACUACGUGUUACAGACAUUCUUAUUUUUACUGUAUGGUUUUGUUACUCUAAUUUUCCAUACUUGACCUUCUUCUUGUAUUAGGUUGAACAAGCUGACUUUUCUAGAAUAGUCUUUGAGAAACUGAUGUACAAACUGCAUUGAAAUAUGAAAGUAUGUUUUUAUUAAGUAAUUUUUGUAACUGCUUUUUUUCGGAAAGGCUAACAAUGGAAAACACAAUCCACUUUGACUGAAAGAGCAAGAUG
Corapipo altera (White-ruffed manakin) is the source of this 2547-nucleotide messenger RNA. It is a transcript of the gene RASGEF1B, whose product is annotated as RasGEF domain family member 1B. The record is from RefSeq and is a predicted model, not a curated record. Gene Ontology annotation, biological process: Ras protein signal transduction; positive regulation of GTPase activity. Gene Ontology annotation, cellular component: plasma membrane. Bases 137 to 1555 code for a protein of 472 amino acids. NCBI's taxonomy places the organism in Eukaryota, Metazoa, Chordata, Aves, Passeriformes, Pipridae. The transcript has 14 exons. Gene Ontology annotation, molecular function: guanyl-nucleotide exchange factor activity.